This is a messenger RNA of Ziziphus jujuba (common jujube), 2415 nucleotides long. RefSeq names its product L-type lectin-domain containing receptor kinase IX.1-like. Bases 103 to 2148 code for a protein of 681 amino acids. Gene Ontology annotation, biological process: protein phosphorylation. The record is from RefSeq and is a predicted model, not a curated record. Gene Ontology annotation, cellular component: plasma membrane. Gene Ontology annotation, molecular function: ATP binding; carbohydrate binding; protein kinase activity. The transcript has a single exon. Lineage: Eukaryota; Viridiplantae; Streptophyta; Magnoliopsida; Rosales; Rhamnaceae.
GUAUAAAUUAUUAAUAAGAACAACCAAAAACCAAAAAAAAAAAAGAUCUUAUCUCCUGUUUUCUCCCUGCCCUGCUUUCUUCCUCUGUAUGCCUUUCAAACAAUGGCGGUUUCCAACCCAUGUCCAUAUCUCUUCAGGAUCACCCUCUUCCUGUUUCCAAUCAUAAACGCCGAGUCAUUUUUCUACAACUUUAACUCUUCCGGUCAAAGCAUGGACGACAUACUCCCGGAAGGUGAUGCAAUUAAAUACAAUGAUGGUCUCCAGCUCACGAAAAAUCGACUCGACAGUCCCAUCAAAUCAAGCAGCGGCCGAGCGUCGUAUGAUAAAAAAGUGAAGCUUUGGGAUGCCGGAACGAAUACUCUCACAGACUUCACCACCCAUUUCUCAUUCAUCAUAAAUACAACGAAUGGUAGCUGGGGCGGUGACGGCAUGGCCUUAUUUAUUGCACCAUUUGAUGCAAGACUUCCUCCGAAUUCGCAAGGGUCAAACCUUGGAUUAUUCAGUGCUGAAACUGCCUUCAAUAAGUCGGCAAAUCAUAUUGUUGCUGUGGAGUUUGAUACUUAUCAGAAUUUGGAUUGGGAUCAGCGUGAAGGUCACAUAGGAAUCAAUAUCAACAGCAUCAUCUCAGAAACAUAUGUGUUAUGGAAUAGUAGCAUGAAAAACGGAUCAACAGCAAAUGCAUGGGUAACUUACAACUCCACCACUAAAAAUCUACGUGUUUUUCUUACAUACGCUAAAAACCCAGAAUUCCAUGGGGAAUCUAGCCUUUCAUAUACUGUAGAUUUCCGCGAGUGGUUGCCGGAAUAUGUUAGAUUUGGAUUCUCUGCAUCCACUGGAUCGGAUGUAGAAAUACAUAACCUUCUUUCUUGGUCAUUCAACUCAACCUUGGAGGAUGACAAAAAGGAGAGCAAAGCAAGACUUUGGAUCGGUUUAGCCGUCGGGCUUAGUGUUUCGGGUUGUGGAUUAGCUCUCUUCUGGUUUGUUUGGAGGAGGAGGGCUCGGAGGAAUAAGGAAAUAAAGGAGGCAUACGAUGCCUCCAUGGAUGUUGAAUUUCAGAAAGGAACUGGGCCAAAGAGGUUCAUGUACCAUGAACUCAGCCGUGCCACCAACAACUUUGCACACGAAGGCAAGCUUGGAGAGGGAGGAUUUGGAGGAGUCUACAAGGGAUUAUUAGCAGAAUCCAACAUGGAAGUGGCGGUGAAGAGGGUUUCAAGCGGAUCAAAGCAGGGGAAAAAGGAGUACAUAUCAGAAGUCAAAAUCAUCAGCCGUUUGAGACAUAGGAAUUUGGUUCAACUCAUUGGUUGGUGCCAUGAACAGGGUGAAUUCCUUCUCGUCUAUGAGUUUCUUCCCAAUGGAAGCCUUGAUUCUCAUCUAUUCCGUCGGAAAGUCACGCUAACUUGGACUCUAAGGCAUAAAAUAGCCCUUGGCUUGGCCUCUGUCCUGUUGUAUCUUCACGAAGAGUGGGAGCAAUGUGUUGUGCAUAGAGAUAUCAAGUCAAGCAAUGUCAUGUUGGAUUCGAAUUUUAAUGCUAAGCUCGGAGAUUUUGGCCUAGCAAGGCUUGUAGACCAUGAAUUGGGUUCCCAAACAACAGUUUUGGCAGGCACAAUGGGAUACUUAGCCCCAGAGUGUGUCACAACUGGUAGAGCUAGUAAAGAAUCCGAUGUGUAUAGUUUUGGGGUGGUUGCACUUGAAAUCUGCUGUGGAAGAAGGCCAGUUGAACAAAAGGCAGAUCCAAGCGAGGUAAGGCUGGUGGAGUGGGUUUGGAACCUCUAUGGACAAGGCCAAAUUCUUGAAGCAGUUGACAAGGGAUUAAACAUGGACUUCGAUGAGCGACAGGUUGAGUGCUUGUUGGUUGUUGGACUAUGGUGUUGCCAUCCUGAUCCUGCGUUUCGACCCUCUAUAAAGCAAGUGAUAAAUGUUCUGAAUUUUGAAACUCCAUUGCCAAGCCUGCCAGCAAAGUUGCCAGUGCCAAUGUAUUUUGCCCCUCCAUUGCAAAUGUGUAGCUUCUCAUCUACAUCAUCUGGUCCUCCACAUACAGGGUUGGUUACGGAUAGAACUCAGUGUUCUUGCAGCAGUUGCACUACUUAUUCGUCCAAAUCAACAGGCUCUUCUGAAGCUCUAUUGAAAUCUCACACAGCUGGGAUUUAGGAUGCCAAAUGUUCCUCUUUUGUUUCAAAUUUAAUUAAGGAAGAAGAAGUUAGUGAGCCUCAAUUAGAUAUUAAUUAUUGUGUGUACUCCUUCAAUAUCUAUGGUAAACAAUUCUUGGUUAAACAUUAAUUCAAUUGGGGAGUGCAAUAAUUAAUCUAAAGGAUGUAGCGUGUAAUUGUAUACUGGUUGUUGAUUGUUGGUGGGCGUAUUUUUGUCAAUCAUUUGAUCUUGCAAAUCCUGUAAUAUUGCAUAUUGACAAUUUUUUUC